Molecule: messenger RNA, 3638 nt
Organism: Nycticebus coucang (slow loris)
Lineage: Eukaryota; Metazoa; Chordata; Mammalia; Primates; Lorisidae
Gene: MTMR7
Product: myotubularin related protein 7
Exons: 14
Coding region: 64-2046 (660 amino acids)
Biological process (GO): phosphatidylinositol dephosphorylation
Molecular function (GO): phosphatidylinositol phosphate phosphatase activity
Source: RefSeq, a predicted model, not a curated record
GCGCCGCAGACGCGCAGGUGCGUGAGGCUGCGCCCGCCCUGGCCCUGCAGACGCGGGCCCGCCAUGGAGCACAUCCGCACGCCCAAGGUUGAAAAUGUCCGCCUGGUAGAUCGAAUUUCUCCUAAGAAAGCAGCCCUGGGGACUUUGUAUCUGACGGCUACUCAUGUCAUAUUCGUGGAAAAUACACCAGAUACAAGAAAAGAAACAUGGAUUCUUCACAGUCAGAUUUCCACCAUUGAAAAACAGGCAACAACUGCUACUGGCUGCCCUCUGCUCAUCCGUUGCAAGAACUUUCAGAUAAUACAGCUCAUCAUUCCGCAGGAAAGAGAUUGCCACGAUGUGUACAUCUCUCUGAUACGUCUUGCAAGGCCAGUGAAGUAUGAGGAGUUAUACUGCUUUUCCUUCAACCCCAUGCUGGAUAAAGAAGAAAGAGAACAAGGCUGGAUGCUGAUUGAUCUUGGUGAAGAAUACCGGCGGAUGGGCCUCCCUAAUAGUUACUGGCAGCUCAGCGAUGUGAAUAGAGACUACAGAGUCUGUGACUCUUAUCCCACUGAACUGUAUGUUCCCAAAUCGGCCACUGCUCAUAUCAUAGUGGGGAGUUCCAAGUUCCGGAGCAGACGGCGAUUUCCGGCCCUUUCUUACUACUAUAAAGAGAAUCACGCUUCCAUCUGCCGGAGCAGCCAGCCCCUGUCCGGUUUCAGCGCCCGGUGCCUGGAAGACGAGCAGAUGCUGCAGGCCAUCAGGAAGGCCAAUCCAGGAAGCGACUUCAUUUACGUCGUAGACACUCGGCCUAAACUUAAUGCAAUGGCAAAUCGUGCUGCAGGGAAAGGCUAUGAGAAUGAAGACAAUUAUUCCAAUAUCAAGUUUCAAUUUAUCGGGAUAGAGAACAUCCAUGUGAUGAGGAACAGUCUGCAGAAAAUGCUGGAAGUAUGUGAACUGAAGUCUCCCUCCAUGAGUGAUUUCCUGUGGGGUCUGGAGAACUCUGGCUGGUUAAAGCACAUCAAGGCCAUCAUGGAUGCAGGAAUCUUCAUUGCAAAGGCAGUUUCCGAGGAAGGGGCAAGUGUGCUUGUCCACUGCUCUGAUGGCUGGGACCGGACGGCACAGGUGUGCUCGGUGGCCAGCCUCCUGCUGGAUCCGCACUACCGCACCCUGAGGGGCUUCAUGGUAUUAAUUGAAAAAGAUUGGAUUUCCUUCGGUCAUAAGUUUAAUCACAGAUAUGGCAAUCUAGAUGGUGAUCCAAAAGAAAUCUCUCCAAUUAUUGACCAGUUCAUUGAGUGUAUCUGGCAGUUAAUGGAACAAUUUCCCUGUGCCUUUGAGUUCAAUGAGAGGUUUUUGAUUCAUAUUCAACAUCACAUUUAUUCCUGCCAGUUUGGAAACUUCCUAUGUAAUAGUCAAAAGGAGAGACGAGAACUCAAAAUUCAAGGAAGAACAUACUCAUUAUGGGCUCACCUGUGGAAGAAUCGGGCCGACUACUUGAAUCCUCUGUUUAGAGCUGAUCACAGCCAGAUCCAGGGAAGCCUUCUUCUCCACACAACACCAUGCAACUUCAUGUACAAGUUCUGGAGUGGAAUGUAUAACCGCUUUGAAAAGGGCAUGCAGCCCCGACAGUCGGUCACAGAUUACCUUGUGGCAGUGAAGGAGGAGACACAGCAGCUGGAGGAGGAGCUAGAGGCCUUGGAAGAAAGGCUGGAAAAAAUUCAGAAAGUCCAGUUAGAUCACACUCCAGUGAAGAGUAAGCAAAGUGAACCCAGCAGACCUUCAGGGUUUUCUACCUCCGACAAUAGCACAGCGAACACUCCCCAGGAUUACAGCGGGAACAUGAAAUCAUUUCCAUCCAGGAGCCCUUCUCAAGGCGAUGAGGAUUCGGCUCUGAUUCUAACCCAAGACAAUUUGAAAAGCUCAGACCCAGAUCUGUCAGCCAACAGUGACCAAGAGUCCGGGGUGGAGGAUUUGAGCUGUCGGUCUGCAAGUGGUGGUGAGCGCGCUCCGAGUGAGGACAGCAGCAGGGACCGGGAUUCCGACGAGGCUGUGUUCCUCACUGCUUAGCGUUUUCCUUUGGAGUUCCAAAGAAAAGGACACACAAGAAACACUUCCAAAACUAAGGGAACAGUGCAAUUAAAGAAAAAAAACAACAAACCUCAAGAAAUGGUACAUCUGAGAAUUAUAAAAUGCAACUAUAAAAAGGGGGAAAAAAGUCAUACUUUCUUUAGAUGUGGAAGACGAGGAUGUAGCCCUUUCUUUUAUCAAAUAUAAAGAAAAUUAUCCACCAUUUUGAAACUCACUCUAGACUAUGAAACUUGUUACUGCAGAGUGGUCCCUUCUGUCAUUACCUGAAGUUCUCAGUGUAAACCCUCCUUGUCAGAGCAGGUGUCACCUCAAAGAGCUCCUAGCCCUCUCCCUCACACCUGUUAUUAUUUUCAAUCUGUCCUUUUAUUUCACUUCCACAAUCAUAUUUUGUGUUUUCUAAAACAUUUGACAUUACCUUUCUUUCUGACUCUCUUAUCAGUAUUUCUAGAAACAGGGCACAUUAUUGAGAUGCAUUUUGAGGGGGUUAAUAGAUUCCUAAGGAGCUUUGAGAAGCUUUGUAAUUGCUUAUCUCACAGGAAUAAUAUUCACUUUUCCUUAGAUAAUAUAUUUUUAAUAAUAAUAAUAUUGCUGCCUUUUUCCCCCUCGUUUAAAAAAUACUAAAAUUCACAUUUUUUUCUAACAUUGGUCUAAUACCUAACGAAACAGAAGCAACAUUCAUUCUCUGAGUUUUACAUAUGAAUUCAAAUCAUUAUAGCUUUCUUAAUAACAACUCCUUUAUUACUGUUGAGAGACUUCAACAGUAUGAGCCCCCCACCAGCUGGAUCCUGAAAGUGUAACCCUGUAAAGUUAGUAGGGUAAAACAUCAGUGAGGGGAAACCCCAGUUAAGAGCUCAAAAAUUUGACUGUCAUGUCUAUUUAAUGAGGGGAGUAAGUUUUGUCACCUAUCGUUUUAGAAAUUAUGUAACUGGUUAAUGUGAUUUAAUGAACGUUAGUUACCCUGAUGACCACUGACUGCUGAAAGUUAGUUUUGAAAAGAGUUUUUGUUAAGAUGCAUUGCCAUGUCUGGGCAGAGAUAAAUAACAGUCAUAGUGUUUGGUUUUUAAAUAUUAGUACACCCUAGUUUAAAGGGAUUAAUUUAAACUUAAUUUUUAUAGUUUGCAUCAAUAUUUUGAAUAUGUGAAAAUUUUCAAGGAGAAUGUACUAAAUUUUGCUGAAAUGAGAACAAGAAAAAGGGCAAGAAAGUGACACUGCUAAAAUCUCUAGUAUAAAAGAUUUGAAGGGAGUGUCGCAAUAUAGAUAAAUGAAAUAAUAUAGUGUAUGUUAUCAUAUUUAAAAAUAGAAUAGCUAUAAUAUAUAAGAAACCUGUAAUAUAAAAGUACUCUGUUAAUGUAAAAGACAAAGCAAGUGUAAUUCUUUUAGAGUAUAAAUUUUAAGCAUUCUCUGUUGAACAGUUCCCAAAGUAAGUAGUACAGGAAUGUUUAUUCGUUCUCUAAAAUACACUGUAUGUAACAAGAAAUACCUUGCUAAUGGUAAACACUUAGGGUAGAGUGGUAAUGGCUUUCUCAUUUUAUAACAUGAGUCACUACAAGCCAUUCUUAUACUUAUUCACU